AUUCAUUUGUUCUGAAAGUCAAUUGAAAUAGAUGUGUCGUGCCAACUCCCCCGCAUUAUUUUGGUUAUAAAAUCGUAUUGGAAAGAACGGUAUUGAAGAACAUCCAAGGAAUGAUUUCCGAUAUUAGAUAAUAAAAAUGAACAAUUUGUACAGAAAAUAUAUUCAAUUUCUUUGCCUUGGUGUUCAGAAUACCAACCGCAUAUUACAGGUGUUUGGACUGUAGAGGUAUGUGGAGUCAUGCUCGAGUGAAAUCGUGUUUCUAUUUUAUCGCUAGUUUGUAGCGUUAUGGAGAAGAGUGAGGUUGCUGUAUGAUUUGCAUCUUUAUGGAAAUGUGACGAAGUGAGAUCAUAGUAGACGCUCUAUUUCAUAAUGGUCUGACCUGCGAAUUAAUAAUGAUGCAUAAAGUGUUUCAUCAUACGUGUCUUACGUUCGCGGAAAUUCGUUGUCUUGAUAGAGCAGUAAGACGACUGCGGUUUCCACAGUACAGCCCGGCCUUGUUUGUAGAUGAACGCCCAUUUUCGAAAAUAUGCUGUUCCUCAGAUUAUCGCAUGUAUGCCAAUAUCAAGCUCAAACCUCUUGUCAGUGCCAACUGUGUUUCGACCAAUUACUUCCCUCAAAUAAUAUCUAAAUUGGACUACUCGUCGGAGAAACAUGACAAGUCACAAUGGCAGGGCUCAGAGGAGGCGAAACCAAAGCAAACUUCACAUGAAGAGAAAUCCAAGAGACAAGAUAGUGCCAGUGCUGUUGAACCAUUAGAGGAUGAAAAGAAACUAUCCAUAUUCCAACGUUUUAAAAAAAUGUAUAGAGACUAUUGUGGAGUGGAUAUUUUAACAAUUGUCGAAGCAUUGGGAGUGAGCAAUCGUAUUCCCGAUGUUCUAAAAGACUCUAGUGCUGGGUAUCUAGCAGUCGCUUAUGCUCUUUAUAAAAUAGCAACUCCGGUUCGCUACAUGGUGACAAUAGGAGGCACAACCAUCUCCAUUAAGUACCUGAAAGAAUAUGGCUAUAUUAAACCAAUUCCACCUGCGGGAAAACUGAAAGAAAUGUACCAAGAGAAAAAAGAAAAUUUGAAAGAAAAGAGCCAAAAUUUUGCAGUCGAAUUGAAGCAGAAGAAAGAUCAAUUCAAAGGUCGCAGCCAGACAUUAAUGCGAGACAGGCGUCAGCAAGCACAGAAGUAAAGUAUUUCACAUAGAAGAACUGACUCAAUUAGACAAGAUAGUACUUAUUGCUGAAAAUAGUAUUGCAAUUAAAACUAAGAACAUGAAAAUAUGUAAAUAAGCACAACAUAUAUUUCUACUUAAACUUGUAAUGUUGAUCACUUUAAAUUGCUAUAAUUGUAUAUUUAAAGCAUGUUUUGAAAAUAUUGAAAACUUAAACUUUCAAAUCUCAACCAAUGGAUACAAGCAUUUGGAAACAAUUGGCUAAUUAUAUUUUGAGAUUUGAUGUUCCUAUGCUGAUGAUAUAUAUAUAUUAAAUAUUGUUUAUAAAUUCGUGAAGCCCUUUUCUUUUUCUCAAAUAUUGUAAUUAGUAAAUAACAGAAAGAUCAGGUUGAAUGUUUAUUUGCUUCCAUUUGUAACUUGAAUCUUGUUCAUUAUAUUAAACUUAUCUGCAGUAAGAACUGUGUAUGUACAAAAGAUGUUGCUAAUUGUUAAAUGAGAUUCAACCUCAAUGUUUGGCUUAACAAGAGAUUUUUAAUAACUUCUUUGUAAGUCUAAUUUAAAACUAAUUGCAAAUUUAUGGGUAAUUUAGUGUCAAUUUGACAUACUGGUGUUUAAGCAAGAGCAAUAAAAUAUUCAGAUCAAGAAAUGAGGACUUGCAAGAAAUUCGAAAUUGGACCACUCAGGUGCAAUGUUAACUUCUUUGGAUUUGAUAUGUGAGCAAUGCAAAUCACCAAAUCCAGAACACCCUUUUUUCUGAGUUACAAUGUAUUAUCUUUGCUGCAAAUCCAUUUUUAUCACAAGGUCACAUUCAAAAUUAUAAAAUUGAUAAGAGCUUUCCCUCUGGAAACUGCACAAGGAUGUAAAAAACUUUUUUU
This is a messenger RNA of Gryllus bimaculatus (two-spotted cricket), 2032 nucleotides long. NCBI's taxonomy places the organism in Eukaryota, Metazoa, Arthropoda, Insecta, Orthoptera, Gryllidae. The record is from the annotation of a GenBank genome assembly.